Cyprinus carpio (common carp) is the source of this 1986-nucleotide messenger RNA. RefSeq names its product myosin heavy chain, fast skeletal muscle-like. NCBI's taxonomy places the organism in Eukaryota, Metazoa, Chordata, Actinopteri, Cypriniformes, Cyprinidae. The record is from RefSeq and is a predicted model, not a curated record. Gene Ontology annotation, cellular component: myosin complex.
UCCGAGAAAGCAGAGAUCCAGACUGCACUAGAAGAAGCUGAGGGCACCCUGGAGCAUGAAGAGUCCAAGAUUCUUCGUGUGCAGCUGGAGCUGAACCAGGUGAAGAGCGAGAUUGACAGGAAGCUGGCUGAGAAGGAUGAGGAGAUGGAACAGAUCAAGAGGAACAGUCAAAGAGUGAUGGAUUCCAUGCAGAGCACUCUGGAUUCUGAGGUCAGGAGCAGAAAUGAUGCCCUGAGAGUCAAAAAGAAGAUGGAGGGAGAUCUGAAUGAGAUGGAGGUCCAGUUGAGUCAUGCCAACCGCCAGGCUGCUGAGGCCCAGAAACAGCUCAGGAACGUCCAAGGACAACUCAAGGAUGCCCAACUGCACCUUGAUGAAGCUGUCAGAGGACAGGAGGACAUGAAGGAGCAGGUGGCCAUGGUGGAGCGCAGGAAUGGCCUAAUGCAAGCAGAGAUUGAGGAGCUGAGAGCUGGCCUGGAGCAAACAGAGAGAGGACGCAAAGUGGCGGAGCAGGAGCUGGUGGAUGCCAGCGAACGUGUGGGACUGCUACACUCACAAAAUACGAGUCUUAUUAACACCAAGAAGAAGCUUGAGACUGAUCUGCUCCAGGUUCAAGGUGAGGUGGAUGAUGCAGUCCAGGAGGCCAGAAAUGCAGAGGAGAAGGCAAAGAAGGCCAUUACUGAUGCUGCCAUGAUGGCUGAGGAGCUGAAGAAGGAGCAGGACACCAGUGCUCACCUGGAGAGGAUGAAGAAGAACAUGGAGGUGACUGUCAAAGACCUGCAGCACCGUCUGGAUGAGGCUGAGAGUCUGGCCAUGAAGGGUGGAAAGAAACAGCUCCAGAAACUGGAGUCCAGGGUAAAUUACAGACUAAAUACAGACUUAAGGUGUAUUCAUACUAGGAGCGGUUGCCUUGUAACGAGCCAGAGUGCCAUUAUAUCCCCUCCCCACUCCCCGGCUGGCCUGCACUUACAUUGCUCUUAACAUUUUGGGCUGCAGCAGGCUUUAGUCAUUACGAUUCAACUUUUGUUUUGAAGAAAAUUACUUUCGCUGUAAGACUAUCUAAUACCUUUAUCACUUAUGAAGUGUAGUGAUUUUCAUUUAAUUCUGCUGCACGUAUCAGAAAAUGAUUAUGGAGUCAGAUGACAUUGAUGGAGGAAGUUGCAGCUAUACUCACAAAGUAUAAAUAAUGUUUAUCAAUAAGGUGAAAACCAGACCUGUUAUAAAUCUAUAUUACUCAAUACUCAAAUUAACUAAAAACUGCUACUUGUGCUAGUGCACACAGUUAGUAGCUGUCCUGUGCUCAGGUGCAGUUAGCGAUCACACUACAUGUGUAUCGCGCCAGAGCCCAACUGAACCAUGCUCUGCCUCCCCUUUUCAAGCGGGUUAGGACAUGGUUCAGUGUACCGUGCUCAGAUAUGGUACAGAGGAAUCACACCAGUCAAAAGAACCAGACUUUGGGGGGGCUCGGGCAUGGUUCAGAUCGCCUGGUGUGAGUAAUCCUUAGAUGAACUGGCCAUGGCAGAGAUUUCACAGUUGACAACAGUAACUCUCUACUGAGUGCAUGAGUUGGAGGCUGAAGUUGAAGCUGAACAGAGACGUGGUGCAGACGCUGUGAAAGGAGUGCGCAAAUAUGAAAGGAGAGUGAAGGAGCUCACCUACCAGACUGAGGAAGACAAGAAGAAUGUGACUCGACUGCAGGAUCUGGUAGACAAGCUGCAGCUCAAAGUGAAGGCCUACAAACGCCAAGCUGAAGAAGCUGAGGAGCAGGCCAACACUCACCUGUCCAGGUACAGGAAGGUGCAGCAUGAGCUGGAGGAGUCUCAUGAGCGUGCUGACAUCGCCGAGUCCCAGGUCAACAAGCUGAGAGCCAAGAGUCGUGAAGCUGGGAAGACUAAAGUUGAAGAAUGAAGACAAGAAACUAGACAUACAAGCAAGCAUAUGACUGACUUGUGCUGAGUUCUUCUGUGUCCAUUAAAUGGCAGAGUUUGA